UCACCUCGGGCUCCCAUUUGAUUGGAAGGCGGCAAAGGCUUUAAUCUCGCACUAAUUCAGCCGCUUUUGAAGUGAAAAUUUCUCCCAGUUCCCGGCUUGGGAGGAGCAGCGCGCGGACGUGCGGCAGAGCAGCGAGAGAGCGCGCGCGACGCGUGUGGUGGGAGAGAGACGCAGCAGCUCCGGGAUCGGCGGAGAGCUCGCGCCUUUCCUCCUGCCAGAGGAUUAACGCACACUGACUUUCGCUUUCCGAGCGUCUUGUUUUUUAAAUCGUUUGUUUGUUUGAUUUUUGGUUUCAUUUCUUUUCUGAGAAGCAGAGCGAAGCCCACCGCUUUCAUGAGUCCGAGGAGUGAGCGCGCGACUAGCGGGUCAUGAUCACAUCGCCCUCCGCUAUUGCUCUCCGAAACGGCGACUCGGCUCUAGCGUGGGACAGCAGCGGCUGUCGGAAUACCAGCACCAAGCCUUUCUUCCACUCCGUCCCCCCGUCGGACCCUUUACGGCAAGCGCAGCGACUCCCUAUCAAAGUGCUCAAAAUGCUCACAGCGCGCACGGGACACAUUUUGCACCCGGAGUACUUGCAGCCUUUACCGUCUACUCCGGUCAGCCCGAUCGAGCUAGAUGCCAAGAAAAGUCCACUGGCGCUGCUGGCGCAGACAUGCUCCCAAAUCGGAAAGCCGGACCCCCCGCCCUCCUCCAAGCUCUCCUCGUCGUCGUCCGGCGGAUCUGGCGAGAAGGAGGCGAAGUCCGGCCCGCUAAAGCUGAGCGACAUCGGCGCGGAGGACAAGUCGAGCUUCAAGCCGUACUCCAAGCCGACGGACAAGAAGGAGUCUGCGGCAGGCGCGGCGGGCGCGGACAAGUCUGGUUUCCGCGUGCCGAGCGCCACCUGCCAGCCAUUCACGCCCGGAACGGGCAGCCCCAACUCCAGCACGUCGGCCUCGCCGAUGCCCUCGGACGGAAAGGGCGAGCGGGAUGAGAAGAAGGAGGGCGGCGACUGCACCAAGUCGUGCGCCACGGACGGCUCGGGGGCCACGGGCGUCAGCCACAGCCGGAUAAGCGUGAGCUGCGCGGGGAUUAACGUGGAGGUGAGCCAGCAGCAGGAGAGCAAGGCCGCCGCCGCCGCAGCUUCAGCCGCGUCCGAGCCGUCAUCUGUCCCGUCCGCCACCUCCGCCUCCUCCGUGCUGAGCUCCGGACUCGUGGCGCCCGUGUCCCCGUACAAGCCGGGCCAGGCCGUGUUCCCGCUGCCGCCCGCGGGCAUGUCGUACCCGGGGGGCCUGGCAGGCGCCUACGGCGGCUAUCCUCAGCCCUUCCUGCCGCACGGCGGAGGCCUCGUGAACGCGCAGCUCGCCACGUCACUGGGCUGCAGCAAGGCCGGCUCGAGCCCACUGGCCGGCGCCUCGCCGCCGUCCAUCAUGUCGGCGAGCCUGUGCAGAGACCCGUACUGCCUGAGCUACCACUGCGCGAGCCACCUGGCGGGCGCGGCGGCAGCGGCGGGCGCCUCCUGCGCGCACGACUCCGCCCUCAAGUCCGGAUACCCGCUCGUGUACCCUGCGCACCCGCUGCACUCCGUGCACUCGACGCCGCCGUCGUUCGGCGGCCACGCCGCGCUAUACCCGUAUGGCUUCGUGCUGCCCAACGACCCGCUGCCGCACGCCUGCAACUGGGUGUCGGCGAACGGGCCGUGCGACAAGCGCUUCUCCUCGUCCGAGGAGCUCCUGAGCCAUCUGCGGACGCACACGGCGUUCACCGGGGCCGAUAAGCUCAUGUCCGGCUACCCGAGCUCGUCGUCUCUCGCCAGCGCCGCCGCCGCCGCGGCCAUGGCCUGCCACAUGCACAUGCCGGCCUCAGGGGCUCCGGGCAGUCCCGGGACGCUCGCGCUCAGGAGCCCGCACCACGCGCUGGGACUGAGCAGCCGCUACCACCCGUACUCUAAAAGCCCACUGCCCACAGCCGGAGCCCCAGUGCCCGUGCCGGCCGCCACCGGGCCCUACUACUCCCCCUAUGCACUCUACGGCCAGAGACUGACCACAGCAUCAGCGCUUGGAUACCAGUGAAACGGACUCUUUUUAUCCCCCACCACCCCCUGCCCCCCAAAAAUUUAUAGAUUAUAAAGAUUGAAAUAUAAAGACUUUUAUAGCAGCGCGCCACUGAAGGACUGGAUCCGUGGACUUCCUCCCCUCUCCCGUAUUUAUUUCUGUCGGCUCAAAGCGGACAAUAACGCAGAGGAAAAAUAUCAGAGCAACUCAAAAGUGCAUUAAAGUCAGUAGGCGAAAGUGAGAGAGCCGCGUUAGAGUACUAAUAAACAAAUAGGGGCUCUACGGUUUUCCACGUUGAUUUGAAAUUGCUAUGAUUGUAUUGUACGUUCUUAUUUAAUGUCACAUUGAAAAGGAAAUAAUUUACAUGCAUGUUUGUUUUUUGUUUUGUUUUUUUUUUCUUUUCUUUUUUUUUUAAAUCCCAAAAUUGUCCGCAUAAUUUUAAAUGGCCGUUAUUUUUCAGGUGUAUACCAUGGAGAGAGAAUUGGUAUUUUUUUGUAUGUAUUCUGGGAAAAUAAGAAACAAUUCUGUUGCAUAUUUGCGUCCUCAGUUUCCUUUGACUAAAUGUGAGCAGUGGAGAGCCUCUUUGGGCUGCUUUAAAAAUGUGCGAGCAUUUUUUUUAAAUGAAGGUUUGGGAAGAAAAUCUUGCCAAUAAUCCCAUAAAAUGCACUGUUAGAAUAUACAAUUGAGCUAAAUAUUUAAUUAAUAUUUAAUAUGAAAUGCGCAGAUGUUCUGUAUGACUAAUGGGUGGAACAGCAUUUUUUUCCUUACAAACUUUAUUGAUGAGUCUAAAUUUAUUUUUAAAAGCUAAUAUUGUAAACUACUCAAAAAAGUCAGCUGGUUUACACAUUUAUUCUUAAAAAUGAAUUAUUUCAGCUUUUUAACAUUUAUUUUGUAAUAUAAAGCCCGUCAUUUUGAAAGAGAGCUUUGAGUCGCCAGUUCAUCUUUACUUUCCACUCAAAUAAGGCCUGUUUGGGUUAAAGCUCACACUGCGCGUGCUGUUUAGGGACAAAAUAAUUUCUACAAAUGAAUAAAUAAUUGUUUAUGAAGGUUUAAUGAAAUAACACCGGAUACCUGUAUGUGUGUGAGUGUACAGGUGAUGUGCUGCUGUAGCUGCGCUCUGCAGGCUCAUUUACUAUCGAUUAAAAAUGACAACAACUGCUGCCACAGUGACCACUAACAGACACAGAGCUCGAGCUACUUCCUCACUUCUGUGAAUCACUCUAUUAUAUUUUAUUAUGAUUGUAUUUGUUUCGUUUGGAGCUAAUGAGUGGGCAGUGGAGCGGAUUAGCCGCAGUAUUAUAGCUGUGAGUAUUUGCUAGCGGGCAGUCUGCUGUCCAUUGAGGAGGUUACAUUGUACAGCUAAUAUGUCAAGACUUUUAAAAGUUUUCUGUUUAGCUUUA
This is a messenger RNA of Colossoma macropomum (tambaqui), 3430 nucleotides long. It is a transcript of the gene znf503, whose product is annotated as zinc finger protein 503. Gene Ontology annotation, biological process: negative regulation of DNA-templated transcription. The record is from RefSeq and is a predicted model, not a curated record. Gene Ontology annotation, cellular component: nucleus. Lineage: Eukaryota; Metazoa; Chordata; Actinopteri; Characiformes; Serrasalmidae. The transcript is spliced from 2 exons. Bases 369 to 2048 code for a protein of 559 amino acids.